This is a messenger RNA of Penicillium coprophilum, 801 nucleotides long. RefSeq lists its product as uncharacterized. The transcript has 3 exons. Gene Ontology annotation, biological process: ubiquinone biosynthetic process. The coding region runs from base 1 to 801 and encodes 266 amino acids. The record is from RefSeq and is a predicted model, not a curated record. Gene Ontology annotation, molecular function: lipid binding. Lineage: Eukaryota; Fungi; Ascomycota; Eurotiomycetes; Eurotiales; Aspergillaceae. Gene Ontology annotation, cellular component: mitochondrial inner membrane.
AUGGCCUAUCUCGCCCGCACUCUCCCAAAAAGGGUCUUCACCCCCUCACUGACCCAAUCCAUCCGCCAAACCCGAUCAACAAGCACAGCAGUCCUCCAAUCCACACCAACAACCCGCACAACACAACUCACACCAACAAACCAACCCAGAAACCCCCUCCCCCACCGAACCUACCACUCAGCCCUCCAUGCUAGGCUCCCAGACCACUCCUACACAAACUCCCAAACAGCAAUCCUAACUUCGGCACUAGCCCAUGUUCCCGCACACGGCUUCUCCGCAACAGCACUGACUCUCGGCGCUCGCGAUGCCGGCUUCCUCGAUGUCUCGGUCGAGGAGGGUGGAUUAUUCCGGCGCAUUGCGGCGGAGAAGGGGAAGGAUGUUCAUGAGCUUUCUGUUGAGGAGAGGGUGAGAGGGUUGCUUUUAGAGAGACUGAGGAUGAAUGCCGAGGUUAAGGAUGUUUGGCAGGAUGCCCUGGCGCAAAUGUCGCUUCUUGCUAACAUCCCCAUUUCUCUUGCGGAGCUGCAUGCCCUUGCUUCGGAUAUUCUUACUCUUUCUGGUGAUGAUGCUGUUGAUGCCGCUUGGUACACGCACCGUCUGGCGGUGUCGGCUAUCUAUGCCAGUGCUGAGGUUGUGAUGACCCGUGACCCGACGCCGGAUCUUGUGGAGACGGCGGCGUUUGUGGAGCGCCGGUUUGAGGAUCGGAAGGCACUUGCUGAUAAGCUUACUGGCAUUGGACAGUGUGCUGGAUUUGGGUGGAAUACUGCUAUUGGGCUGGGACGAAGCUGGGGGUUGAAGAUUUGA